GCUCUGGCUUUAAAAACUAACUCAAUUCACACGGCCGACACAUUAUCACUCCAAUUCAGUUUUUAAAAGUUUAAUAUUAGUUUUUUUGGGUCUAAAAUUUAAUAUAUUUUUUGGGUCUAUAGUAUUAUGACUAUGAUUAGUUAUUUUUCUCAAAUCACUAUCUCCUAAUGAAAAUCAUAUACAGUGAACACAUGUGUUUCACGAACACAUAAAGCCUCACUGUUUCUUUUUCUCUUCCUUUAAGGAACAUUAUUACCAUCUCUCUGUUUCUUUUCUAUCUGUUUAACUUUCACAGGAGAGAAACAAAAACAAAAUGAAGGAAUCAUUCAGAGUGUGUUUCUGUUGUGUAAGAAGCUUCAAAGUGAAAACAAGUGAGCCACCUCAAGAAAUCAAGAAACUCUUCGAUGAUUACUCCGGAGACGGCAGGAUGUCUGCAGAUGAGAUGCUCAGGUUCGUGAUCGAAGUUCAAGGAGAAAAACACGCAGAUACGAACUACGUGAAGGAUAUAUUCCACAGGCUCAAACAUCACGGCGUUUUUCACCCUCGUGGGAUUCAUCUUGAAGGGUUCUACCGUUAUCUCCUCAGCGAUUUCAACUCUCCUUUGCAUCUUUCCGGCGAGGGUUUUCAGGUUUCGCAAGAUAUGAGUCAGCCUUUAUCGCAUUACUUCUUGUACACGGGACAUAACUCUUACUUGACCGGGAAUCAACUCAACAGUAGAAGCAGCACCGAGCCUAUUGUGAAAGCUCUUAGAAGUGGUGUUCGUGUCAUCGAGCUUGAUCUAUGGCCUAACUCUUCGGGAACCGAAGCUGAAGUUCGUCAUGGCGGGACGUUAACAAGUACUGAAGAUCUCCAGAAAUGUCUUAACGCGGUAAAGGAGAACGCGUUUGUGGUGUCUGAGUAUCCUGUUGUGCUUACUUUAGAAGAUCAUCUGCCUCCAGAUCUUCAGAAGAAAGUCGCUAAGAUGGUGAGCAAGACUUUUGGAGAAACAUUGUUUCGAUGUACCACCGAUGAACAUACAGAGUGUUUUCCUUCACCAGAAGCACUCAAGAACAAGAUCUUGAUCUCAACAAAGCCACCAAAAGAGUAUCUUCAGACACAGGUCUCUCUAGGCUCAACAACAGAUGAAUCCGUAAAAGCUAAAAAAGUGAAAGAAGCAGAAGAACUGAUUCUAGAUGAAGAUGAGGAGACUGUUGCCAUCGAAUACAGAGACCUGAUCUCGAUCCACGCUGGCAACCGCAAAGGAGGAAUGAAGAACUGCUUGAAUGGGGAUCCUAACCGAGUCAUACGGUUAAGCAUGAGCGAGCAGUGGCUAGAAACUCUGGCUAAGACCCGUGGACCAGACUUAGUAAAGUUCACGCAGAGGAAUAUUCUGAGGAUAUUCCCCAAGACUACACGUAUUGACUCAUCAAACUAUGAUCCUCUCGUUGGAUGGAUUCAUGGUGCUCAAAUGGUUGCCUUCAAUAUGCAAAGUCAUGGGAGGUUCUUGUGGAUGAUGCAAGGAAUGUUUAAAGCCAAUGGUGGAUGUGGUUAUGUGAAAAAGCCUGAUGUUUUGCUCUCCAAUGGUCCUGGAGGUGAAACUUUUGACCCUUCCAGUAAAAAUCUUCAGAUCAAGACAGUUCUCAAGAUAAAGAUCUACAACGGAGAAGGAUGGAAUAUGGAUUUUUCUCAAGAUCAUUUUGAUCGAUACUCUCCUCCCGAUUUCUACGCAAGGGUCGGAAUCGCAGGAAUACCUUUAGACACAACAAGUCACAAAACAGAAACGGAUACAGACGAGUGGUUUCCGGUUUGGGAUAAAGAGUUCGAGUUCCCAUUGCGUGUUCCCGAGUUAGCGCUUCUGUACAUCAUAGUGAAAGACUAUGAUAGUAACACUCAAAACGAUUUCGCCGGCCAGAUAUGUCUUCCGUUGUCGGAGAUCAGACCCGGGAUUCGUGCCGUACGGCUCCACGAUCGUGCCGGAGAGGUGUACAAGCACGCAAGACUGCUCGUGCGGUUUGUCUUGGAGCCUCGUUAGUCGUUUCGCUGUACGUAUGUCAAUUGAAUAAAGUGUCGGUAAGUUUAAGCCACGUGCUAAUAAAAAAAUAUAGGAAAUAACUGAUUAAGAUCAGCAAUACUAUAUAUAUAGUUUGUGAAU
Brassica oleracea var. oleracea is the source of this 2131-nucleotide messenger RNA. RefSeq names its product phosphoinositide phospholipase C 1. Bases 314 to 2011 code for a protein of 565 amino acids. Gene Ontology annotation, molecular function: phosphatidylinositol-4,5-bisphosphate phospholipase C activity. The record is from RefSeq and is a predicted model, not a curated record. Gene Ontology annotation, biological process: lipid metabolic process; phosphatidylinositol-mediated signaling. NCBI's taxonomy places the organism in Eukaryota, Viridiplantae, Streptophyta, Magnoliopsida, Brassicales, Brassicaceae. The transcript is spliced from 8 exons.